CGACAGGGCAGCGGUGGUCGUUAAACUGUGCGUGGCGCGUGCGCUGGCUGAAGGGAUUUUGAGCGGUCCAUUUUCUUUUUCAGUGUCUGCGUCGCCUGAUCGGCAUCGUCGUCUUCGCCAAACCGGUCACCCACAUGCAAAGCAAAAGAACACCUGACGUUUCCAGUGCCUGAAACAGUGCGUUCCAAAAUGUCACCGAAGCAAAGUGUGCUGAUGGUGGGAGGCAACGGCCUAAUGGGAGGCGAGACAGCGUCACUUUUGAUCUCCGAGGGCACCUUCGACCUCACUCUGCUGAAUCGAGGCACCGUCUACUUCGACUCAGCUCAACGAAUAGACCCUCACGUAAACCACAUCCGCUGCGACCGAAGAGGGUCACUCACCGAGCUGGAAACCGAGACGACCCUGCGCGGUCGCUGGGACUUCGUCAUAGACUUCUGCGCCUACCGCGCGUCCGACGUCACCAAUCUCCUGACUACCCUAGACGGCAGGUUCGGCCACUACGUCUACAUCAGCUCCGACUCUGUGUACGAGGUAAGCUCGCCGUCCACCGGAGGGGGGCCCAGUGUGGAGGAGGAUGCUCGCCGGCCGGAGGACCCGGCCGAGCGCGCCCGGCUGGCGGACGCCAACCCGUACGGAGACGGUAAGCUGGCGGUGGAGGAGGCGCUGGAGGCGGCCGGCGUGCCGUACACGGCACUGCGUCUGCCGGACGUGCUGGGACCCAGGGACACCUCGCGACGCUGGUGGGUGCACCAGGCGUGGUUACAGCACGCACCUCUGGUCGGCCGACCGGUGCCGGUGUCUGCGGCAGUCGCAGGCCGCACCACCAGCUACGUGUUCGCCCCGGACGUGGCUCGCGCCGUGCGUCGAGUUAUGGAGGUGGUGAGCGCGGGUAAACCACCCUCGGGUGCCUUCAACCUAUCUCUGGGACGGGACUUCACCCUGCCGGAGCUGCUGAAGGAAAUCGCCACUGAGCUCGGAGGGCUCACACACUCUCUGACUGAGCUGACUGACGACCCGGCGCGGCACGGUCUCCUGCCGUCGGUGGACGAUACGCUACCCUCGGUCACCCGCGGCCCCGUGUCCAUCGCCCGCGCCCGCCACGAGCUCGACUUCGAGCCGACCCCGUGGCCACAGGUGCUGGGAGAGACAGUACAGUUCUGCAGGGAGGCGUUCUACAAAUACCCAGAGGAGCGGCAGCAUGUGCUGCAGAACCUGAAGUACGUGGCAGUGGAUGAUGAACAUCGACACCGAUUGGAGGAGGCAUUUGCGAACCUCGUUGAAGAGGGCGCAUGAAGUCAAUGUGAUCGGAUUUGUGACUUUGUCAUCCCUUGUCAGCAUGGCGAUAGUAUUUCCCGUAAUGCAAAUAAAACGAUAAAAUUUAUAAAUUUCUAUAGUCUCAGCAAAUCUUCGCAUCCAUUCACAGUCAACCCUCACCUGCAUUUGUUGGUCC
Messenger RNA from Amphibalanus amphitrite, 1450 nucleotides. RefSeq lists its product as uncharacterized. The record is from RefSeq and is a predicted model, not a curated record. Gene Ontology annotation, molecular function: UDP-glucose 4-epimerase activity. Gene Ontology annotation, biological process: beta-D-galactose catabolic process via UDP-galactose, Leloir pathway. Bases 190 to 1293 code for a protein of 367 amino acids. NCBI's taxonomy places the organism in Eukaryota, Metazoa, Arthropoda, Thecostraca, Balanomorpha, Balanidae. The transcript is spliced from 2 exons. Gene Ontology annotation, cellular component: cytosol.